Messenger RNA from Scophthalmus maximus (turbot), 1657 nucleotides. RefSeq names its product suppressor of cytokine signaling 1. Bases 320 to 1075 code for a protein of 251 amino acids. Gene Ontology annotation, cellular component: phosphatidylinositol 3-kinase complex. The transcript has 4 exons. Gene Ontology annotation, biological process: phosphatidylinositol phosphate biosynthetic process. The record is from RefSeq and is a predicted model, not a curated record. Gene Ontology annotation, molecular function: 1-phosphatidylinositol-3-kinase regulator activity. NCBI's taxonomy places the organism in Eukaryota, Metazoa, Chordata, Actinopteri, Pleuronectiformes, Scophthalmidae.
CAGCGGUCCGGGGGGGACGGGGGGGGGGGCCUCCCGCCCCGCCCCGCCCCUCCCGGCCUCCCGGUGACGAGCACAAAGCGAAAGUAACAUGAAACACUUCUCCUCAAGACUUUCUGCAGGACAGAAGCAACGGGGCCCCGACACGUCACAAAUGAGAACAUUCAGCCUUAGAUUCUGAUUAAAACCUCAAGCUGUUCCUUAAACGACAUGGAGUCUCGAAGCGGCCUGAGCAGCAGAUGACGAACCUGGGAGGAGUCGGCGAUGGAGGACCUGUUGCCAAAAAGUGGAGGAACUGGCGCAAGGGCUUCGCCUUUGUAGGAUGGUCAGAGACAACCUGGAUAAAACAGUACAACACAGUGAAAAACAAAACGACGCUGCGGAGUCACCGAGCCCGAGUCGUCACGCCGAGGUACCUGCGGGCCCGGAACAGAGCGCGGAGAGAGCUACGCCGGACGGCCAAGAGCCAACUGAGAGACAGCUGGAUUUACUGCACUUGAGCAAACUUAAGUUUGAGGAACAACAUGAAACCAGGCACCAGGCCAGUAUCCCCAGUGAAAACAAUCUGGUGACUGACGGUGACGCUGACAGCUUGCCCACACACCUCCGUCCAUUCAGCAGCCAUGCCGAGUAUGAACUGGUGAAAGGCACGUACCAGCAGCUCCGCCACAGCGGUUACUACUGGGGACCGAUGACCAUGGAGGAGGCACACGACAUACUCUCACAGUCAUCACUGGGCACCUUCCUCAUCAGAGACAGCGGCCAGCCGGACGUCUUCUUCACUCUGAGUUACCAGAGCGAGGAGGGCCCGACCAGUGUUCGUGUGCAGCUCAACAACCUGCUGUUCAAUCUGCACGGCAGCCAAAGGAAAUUCAAGUCACUCUUCGGUCUGCUCACCUAUUACACCAGCUUGUCCUGUAAGCUGACGGUGCCCUAUCGCCGGCAGCGUCCGGAGAGCCUGAAGCAGAAGUGCAGGAGGGCUUUAAUACGAGCAUAUGGAGCCGAGAGUACGAGCACCUUACCUGGACUGAGCUUUCAAGUUAAAAACUAUGUCCACGCGUACCCGCACUGUAUAUAGACGCACGUGUGCCUGUUGCUGUAUAAAGAUGUUUUGUGUGUGUUGUGUUUAAAAAAACCACAGUAUUUGACUUUUAGGAUGGCACGUCGGUUCAGUGGUUAGUUCUCUUGCCUCGCAGCAAGAAUGUUUGGUCGAGGCCUUUCUGUGUGUUGUUGAGUUUAUUGGUGACUCUUAAUUGCCAAUGUGUGGUUGUUUGUUUCUAUAUUGAUAACCAACGACCUGUCCAGGGUGUACAGUACACCGCCUCUCGCACAAUUGUUUUAUCUUGUUUUUGUUAACUGGACACAAUUUCAGCAAAUCCUAUGUAGUGAAUGCACCACGCACCUCCAUGAUACAUUGUGAUUGCAUGAAAAAGUGUGGACAUUCCUGCUGCAAUUUUUUUUUAUAUUUUUAUAUUGUUAAUGAGUAAAAGAUGACUUGAAUUCCAAAGGUGUAACUUAUUAUUUUUUUUUUGAGUAAAAGUGUGACCACACUCAAAAUAACUGGUAUGUAGUAAAAGCCUUGGUACAGCUCUGUAUGUCAGAAGGUGACAAUGUCUAUGGAUAUGGUUCAUACUCUGAAAUAAAUGUAUUGUGAAUUUAA